This is a messenger RNA of Clonostachys rhizophaga, 534 nucleotides long. The record is from the annotation of a GenBank genome assembly. NCBI's taxonomy places the organism in Eukaryota, Fungi, Ascomycota, Sordariomycetes, Hypocreales, Bionectriaceae.
AUGCGCUACUCAAUUGUUUUCUUCGCCGCUCUCCUUGGAUCUGCUGCUGCCACACAGGCUGGCGAGCUACAGGACCGUGAGGUCCAUGAAGUCUCUGCUCUUCAGGAGCGAGCCCCCGUCAUAAGACCGCCUGGCUGGAAGGGCAUUGGCAUCCCGUACCCUAAAAAGCCAAUCCUCCCCAAAGGCCGCCCAAGUCGUCCAAAGAGGCUCCGCAACCUUGAAGAGCUUGAAGAGAGGUCCCCUGUUAUGAGGCCGCCAGGAUGGAAAAGUAUUGGCGUCCCUUACCGUAAGACGCCAUUUCUCCCUAAAGGCCGCCCAACCCGCCGCAAGCGGGAUCUAGACGAACUUGAAGGAAGGGGUUUUCAGCGAAGGGCAUUGCCUGGCCCCGCACCUCGACGUAUGGGCCUGAGCGGGUCUCGCAUAAACAGACCUUAUUACAAAGGUCUUGCGGCACCUAGGCGCCGUCCCCGCGACGUUGAGGGGCUCGAUGAACGAGAUCUUUAUGAUGACGCAUGGUUUGACUCGGAGGAGUAA